Messenger RNA from Boleophthalmus pectinirostris (great blue-spotted mudskipper), 3662 nucleotides. It is a transcript of the gene fgf14, whose product is annotated as fibroblast growth factor 14. The record is from RefSeq and is a predicted model, not a curated record. Gene Ontology annotation, cellular component: cytoplasm. NCBI's taxonomy places the organism in Eukaryota, Metazoa, Chordata, Actinopteri, Gobiiformes, Gobiidae. Gene Ontology annotation, molecular function: growth factor activity; fibroblast growth factor receptor binding. Gene Ontology annotation, biological process: animal organ morphogenesis; positive regulation of cell population proliferation; positive regulation of gene expression. The transcript has 5 exons. Bases 1 to 750 code for a protein of 249 amino acids.
AUGGCCGCGGCUAUUGCGAGCGGGCUCAUCCGACAGAAGAGACAGGCGCGCGAACAGCAUCUGGACCGACCCUCCACGAACCGCCGGAGGAAGAGUCCCAACAAGAACAAGGGUCUCUGCAAUGGGAACCUAGUCGACAUCUUCUCCAAAGUGCGCAUCUUCGGCCUCAGGAAACGUAGACUACGAAGACAAGAUCCCCAGCUCAAGGGUAUAGUAACCAGGUUAUAUUGCAGGCAGGGCUACUACUUGCAAAUGAACCCCGAUGGCUCGCUUGAUGGGACCAAGGAUGACAGCAGUAAUUCCUCUUUGUUCAACCUUAUUCCUGUGGGCCUCCGAGUUGUCGCCAUUCAGUCCGUGAAGACAGGGUUAUACAUUGCAAUGAACGGGGAGGGCCAUCUGUACACAUCCGAACUCUUCACAGCAGAGUGCAAGUUCAAAGAGUCGGUCUUCGAGAACUACUAUGUGAUCUAUUCAUCCAUGUUGUACAGACAACAGGAGUCAGGGCGAGCGUGGUUCCUAGGGCUUAACAAAGACGGACAAGCCAUGAAGGGGAACCGAGUGAAGAAAACCAAACCAGCUGCUCACUUCCUGCCCAAGCCAUUAGAAGUUGCCAUGUACAGAGAGCCAUCGUUGCAUGAUGUAGGCGAGACAGUCCCCAAGGCGGCGGUACCUCCCAGUAAAAGCACAAGUGAGCCUGCAGUGAUGAACGGAGGGAAACCAGUCAGUAAGCCUGACAAGCCCCCGACAUAGCCACACCUCAGGCUGUGUCUGCAGAGAGGAGGAACAACCACACGAGGCAGGGCUCUCCUAAGCGGACUCUUCAUCAUCUCUUCUGUGGACAGGAUCCUGGUGGCCCUCCUCUCUCGUCUCGCCCCUUUUCCCUCUUCUCUUCCUCCAGACGGUCUCAGAUUUGUGGGCAGUUUCUCCAGGAUGAGAGGGAAGAGGACUGUGUUCAUGGAAUGCCUUUCAAUUCCUCAGAAACUGUGACAAUUCAUUUGAAUAAUACAUGUUUUACAGCCACACACUGGUGGUACUUUGCUUGCUGACGGUCCUCCCUGCCCUGUCUCUAAAGCCCUUGCAGCAGAGUGUGUGUACCUUCAGAUCUAUUUUCUAUACCACUGUCACCAGCUACGUUCUGGGAUAGAGACUGUAUAGCUAGACAAAAUAUUUGGACUGUAGUCCUCUAUUUUUUACAAGUAUGUUCCCCUUGUCCCUAUCUUUCUAAUCUCACACUUUUCUCUUUGUCAGAUUGUCUAGAAAAAAAAACAAAAAAACAUUUUUUUGCAGAGGAGGAGUGUGAUUUUUUAAGAAUUGCGUUGACACAGAUGUGGCAUCAGACAAACACGCAGACACACUGACAGACACAGAGGGUUUGUGGGGAUCUUAGAUGUUGUUUUUACAGCCCAUAAAAACACACAGGAGGCUGGGAGAUCGCUCCUGCAAUCAUAGUUGAUGAAGUGCUAAUUACCGCCACUGCAAUCAAUGCAAGGAGCUCCCUUCACACAUACACACACAGAGGAUGUGCGUGUGAGCGCGAUGUAGAAAAUGGUGUAUACAUAUCACUGGAGUCCCACCAGCGGUUCAGCCUGUCCGCUCUAGUAAAGAAAACCUGAGUCUAUUUUUCUUUAGUCUGAUUUCUGAGCAUGGGCUCCAGGAAUAUCUCUAGGCCUUGUAGGCCUCUGUCCCUCUGCAGUACAAGGCUUAUGGCUUUGACCCACAGGUCUGCAGCACUGGCAGCCAUGUCAUGGCAGCACAUAGCCAGAAAACAACAUGGCUGACACCAUCGGUGAUAAUUAUACUGGCUGCGUAACUAUUUGGUUCAGCAAAUAAAGCAUGGACAGAAUAACAUUAUGUUCUCUUCUUGCAGCUGUUAUACACGAGAUGGCUUCUAUUAUAACGUUUUCACUGUAUAAAUCCUAAGGACAAUGACAAAUACAAAUCAUAAGUUUCUAAAUGACUAGAUAAUAUGAUUAUUAAUAGAUGAUAUGUCUCCUAGCUCAGCAUGCAGAGUCCAUAGAGAUCAUCUUGGCCUAUCCUGUGCCUGUUGGACCUGACUCCCGGCAUGCAAAAACAGGUUCCCAGUCCCCACUGGGCCAAAGGUGCCUCACCCAAACACCCACACUCCCCUAGAGGACACGUAGCAUUCACCACCACUCAGAAAUGACCAAAGCCUUUUUCAUCCCAGAACUGAUUCUUAACACAACAAUUCUGAUUCAAUUGACUGGAGCUUUCACUGUGAUAGCAUCUGUUCAGUUUUUGAAAGAAUCUCCUCCUCUCAGACCUUGAGUUCAAAAACAAAGGUCUGGCCUGAUGUCAUUUUUCAGAAGUAUGUAUAUCUUGACUUACUCACGUGCAUGUCUUUUCUAUAAGGAACAACGUGUGGGGCUGGGCUUUAGUAGUGUGGGAGAUGAAUGGGCAUGUUGUAGGCUAUGGCACAUUCACAGCCAACCUGAACCCACGCCACUUUCUGUUUGCAUUCCCAUCUUCUGUUUUUCGCAUUUGAAGACUGUUAGCAGUUUCUAAAAUAGGAUCAAUCAAUUUGUAUUUGUCUUGCUUUAAAAUUUAUAUUGAUAAUAGAUUAUAUAAGAACGACUAGAAUGUUGCUGCUGUAUGCUGCUAAAACUGCAACUUACAUUAUUUUAUAUUAUUUCCACAUUGACAUUUCUUAUUACAGCACAUUGAAGCACAUGACAUGAAUUUGCCUGUUAACUAUAAAGAACUGGAGACCACUAUACUUCUUAAGGGGGCUGAUUUUUCAAUCCUUUUUAUGGCAUCUUCUUACCCUGUUAACUCUACAUGCUGGGCUGGUGGUCCUAGCCCUGCAGACCCAAAUAAAACUGGCUGACUUUAUUUUUGUAAAUGACUGGUGUGUAAAUGUUCAGAUCUCUGUAACCACUUGUUCAUUUGGUUUCUUUGUCUGUUUGGAUCAUUUCUCUUGUAUACGGGUCGUGUGUGAUGUUGUCUCCAGACUCCAAAAACAUCCUUAUUUUUUCCUAGUAAUUCCUUUGUGCUGUUUUAAUUAUUUGUCCCAUCUGUUGCAUGGGAAGAGGAUGGCAUUUGAAGAACUGCAUGUAGUAGGCUAUGUCUAUCAAGAACUGUUGGUAUCGCUAAUUUUACUUACAUAUAUGCAACAUGUUUGUCUACACUAUACAGUUUGUGUUUGGUUGUAUACAUAUAUACAACAUGUUGAAUAAAAUAUUUAUAUAAAGGUGUACUGUAAUGUCAGUAACAUACUUAAUAAUGCAAUAUAGUGUGCAGUAUAUUAUUGCACCUGUCGUUUCGAUGGGGACAGAGCAAACCAAGGCGGUUGGCUAGUUUAAGCAUGAAAAAGGCCAAAGUAGAAUUUACAUUAAAUUUUCUUUGUGACUUUAUCUGCUCUUUUCCAAUGGUGAGUGAGCUCUUGUGCAGAUGCAGCUCCAUCCCCUUCCUCUGGAGUGACAUGGACAUCCAGCAUGCCCCGACUGAAAUAUGUAUGCCCUAACUCUUUCAGUUUGUCCACUUACAGUCACUAGAUUGAUUUGAAUGACAAGCGAGUACCUCUGAGAAUGGCAGGUACAGGUUCCAUGGCAGAUUGUAAAUGAUUGCUUUGGCAAAGAAUAAGGCACUAUUAAAAUGAUUUAUUUUCAAAAGAAAUAUCUAUAUAUGAUAUAUACCAUUGCAAG